AAUUUUCAUUAGCUGCUCUGCAUAUUAAAGCAACGACAUUGCAAAAUGAAAGGUUUAACUGUAAUAGCUUUUCUGGGUUUCGUCAGCGUUGUUGCAGGUGAUUGGAGAUGUUUGGCUUUAGGAGGAAACUGUCAAUAUACGUUUGCAAGAUACUGUAGUGGUAGUUAUCGUCGAAAUUUGUGCAGAGGAAGUUACAGCAGGAGGUGUUGUCUUUCAAACUCUAGUGGAUCAUGUUCCGAGAGUGCAGCAGCUUGUAGAAUUUUGGCGCUUCAUAACAGCGGUGAUAUAUUUCUUCGGAAUCGACAUCCUUCUGGGGUAAAUGAUGGGGCUUUUCCGUUACUCAACAUCCGAGAUGCUUGUAAUGGACGAGAAGCGAAAAGAUCAAGUUAUAGUUGUGGAGAAUGUAGCUCAGGGUCUGCUCCAGGCGGUUCAGUUUGUAUUGAUAAUAGAGUAUUAUCAUAUAUUGAAGCUAUUUCUGAAUUACAUUCUGUUACGAUAACCUCCAUUGCUGGUGCCUGUCACGGUUGUAAUUCCAAACAUUAUCUUGGUAGGGCAGUAGAUGUCCGUAGAAAUGGACCAUACCCGUCUUAUGUCACCAAAUGUAACCAACUUGGAGGACGCGGUAUAGACGAGAGGACUCAUAUCCAUUGCCAAUUUUAAUUAACUCACUGUAACUAGCAGUGCCCUGUUUUGUCCAUGAAUAUAGUAAACUAUUAUCACAACCACGACUUUUAUCACAACUACGAUAGCGAACUUUUGCAAGGGAAAGUGUAACAUUUAUUUUAUAUAAAUCCCUAAUAACUAUUAAAAAGGUUGCUGUAUAUCUGUAAAUCUAA
This is a messenger RNA of Lottia gigantea (owl limpet), 836 nucleotides long. RefSeq lists its product as hypothetical. The transcript has 5 exons. Bases 46 to 660 code for a protein of 204 amino acids. The record is from RefSeq and is a predicted model, not a curated record. NCBI's taxonomy places the organism in Eukaryota, Metazoa, Mollusca, Gastropoda, Lottiidae.